AUGGAAGUAAGCUCAACGUCAAACUCAAUAUCAUCAAUUACUACAAUUUCUAAUAAUAUAAAUAAGCGUAAAAAUACUUCAAUAGAAAUAGAUGAUAAUAAAAGAUUUAAAAGUAAAACUCUUGUACCAGUUAUGAAUAAGAAUAAUGACAAUGCGAUUCAUGAUGAAAAAAAUUCUGAUUUAAGAGAGAUAAUUGAGGUAAAUAAACGUCCAAGUACACGAGAGUUGAAAUAUCUCUCAAAUCUAAAAGAACUAAUAUCGCUCAGCGAAUUAUCGAUCAGGGAUUUCACAUUUCAUUCAUUAACUGAACAAUUAAGGGUUUUAAAUCUUCGUAAAAUAGAAAUUAUUGGUGAUGGUAAUUGUUUCUUUCGCGCUAUAUCUCAUCAACUUUUUGGUAAUCAGACAUACCAUCGCGAACUAAGAUAUUAUGCAAUAGCAUAUAUUACACAAAAUAGUUCUGCAUUUGAAUCAUUUAUCAGUAAUGAGGAUAAUACUAUUUAUGAUUACAUUAUUCGUAUGAAGAAAAAUAAAACAUAUGCAGAUCAUUUGAUUAUUAUAGUCACAGCAUCAAUUUUAAAUCACAAUAUAAUAAUUCAUGAAUAUCGUAAACGUCCAUUACUAAUUCCUGGAUCUGACUAUAUUGAUCAACAAUUUCACAUUGCAUACAGUCCAGAUAAUCAACAUUAUGAAAGUAUCAAAAAAUUCGAUGGAACUAUACCUAUUUUGUCCUUUGAACAGUUACAACAAACUUAA
Messenger RNA from Rotaria sp. Silwood2, 753 nucleotides. The record is from the annotation of a GenBank genome assembly. NCBI's taxonomy places the organism in Eukaryota, Metazoa, Rotifera, Eurotatoria, Philodinida, Philodinidae.